UACGAUGACAGCGAACCUGUAGUCUACGAGGACCUGGACAUCCCCGAGUCGUUUGACUCACGCCAACAAUGGCCAGAGUGUCGCUCCCUUAAAGUGAUCAGAGAUCAGGGGGCGUGCGGCUCGUGUUGGGCGGUGUCGACCGUUUCCGCGAUCUCUGACCGCAUAUGUAUCGCAUCGAAGGGUAAACAACAGGUGGAGAUAUCGGUUGAGGAUCUGUUAAGCUGUACCCACAUAGGCAGCUGCGCUCAUGGAGGUGAGCCCUGGUAUGCCCACCAGGAGUAUAUUGACAGAGGUCUGGUAUCGGGAGGUGACUAUGAUAGUCAUGAGGGUUGUCUGCCUUACACGAUAGCCCCGUGCGAACACGUGGGUACCGGACACUACCCGCCCUGUCCAAUGACUUUAGUCCCCACCCCUCAAUGUGAGAACAAGUGUGAGGCGGGUUAUAACGGAACGUACGCUCAGGACAAACAUUUUGGUAGCAAAAGGACCUUGUUCGCUAAUAAGCCCAAGGAUGUACAGCUAGAAAUUAUGACAAAUGGACCUGUAGUUGCUGAUUUUGGUGUUUACGAAGACUUUUUUGAAUACAAAUCUGGUGUAUAUCAACACGUGACAGGUCAGUUUGCUGGUAACCAUGCUGUUAGGAUACUGGGUUGGGGUGUGGAAAAUGGUGUGGACUACUGGUUGGUGGCUAACUCGUGGAAUGAGGACUGGGGUGAUAAAGGUUACUUUAAAAUUAAGCGUGGUAAUGAUGAGUGUGCAUUUGAGAGUUUGAUUACCUCAAGUUUGCCAAAGUUAUAA
This is a messenger RNA of Oppiella nova, 798 nucleotides long. Lineage: Eukaryota; Metazoa; Arthropoda; Arachnida; Sarcoptiformes; Oppiidae. The record is from the annotation of a GenBank genome assembly.